Molecule: messenger RNA, 881 nt
Organism: Leptidea sinapis
Lineage: Eukaryota; Metazoa; Arthropoda; Insecta; Lepidoptera; Pieridae
Exons: 2
Coding region: 1-879 (292 amino acids)
Source: RefSeq, a predicted model, not a curated record
AUGUUCGUAAUGCCCAAAGUGCUGGAACAAGUCAGCGGAAAGAGGCUGUGUCAGAAGGUUGGUGGGAAGGAGACAGAAAAUAAGAUUCUGCUGCAGAUCAGCGAAGCCAAUCAAGUGUCGGACUUUGAAAGGAUUCUUAAUUCUAGCGCAAUACUGUAUGAGCGGAGUCAUAGUCACGUUUGGCGGAGAAAUGUUGCUAUACAUUCAUCCUCGGCCAUCACAACCCCGCGGCCUCGCUCCUCAUACUCACUCCGAACUGUAAGUCAAGCUUAUCAUUAUCUUUUUCGACAGCACGAAGAAUCUUUGCAGCCUUUAAUAGAUAAAUAUAGGCGAGAUAACACCGACCUGAAAAAUCCCCCAGUACAAAGUAAUUGGUAUCAAAACCUGCAAGAAUUGUCUGAGUUCUAUGAAGAUGAUAAAGAUCUACGAGAUGAAAUUGAAGCUAUCACUGACCGUAUAAUAGUUGAUGAAGUUAGCGAAGGUGAACAAACAACGACACGCAGCAAUUUUAAUGUUAAUUUGGCUGAAUUAUUCGGACUAAAUGUAAAUGGAGAGUGCAUUAGUCCGACAAAUCGCGAAGAACAGAGCCAAUCACCAAUUGACAAAAUUGGAAAUCUUACAGAGGAAUGGCUGGAACCGAUUAUGAACUCUCAAUCUGAUGAUAGAAAAAGGGACAGUAUCGACUCUAAUGUCGAUUGUUUGUCAAAAAAUUUGAAUUCAGUUCAAAUUGAUUGUGAUUCAAAUGUACCAUCGAUAACAUUCAGUAAUUGUAGCGAAGGUCAUUCGCGAGUCGAUAAAACUAACAAUAAAGACGUAGUUAUUCAUCUGGCCGUUCCCGCAAUUGAUAAUGCAGACGAGUCCCGACCGCCAAUGAUGUGACC